Symbiodinium natans is the source of this 1899-nucleotide messenger RNA. The record is from the annotation of a GenBank genome assembly. Lineage: Eukaryota; Dinophyceae; Suessiales; Symbiodiniaceae.
AUGAGAGCGCUGGUUCCAUGGUUUCUGGUUGCCUCUUUGGGCACUUUUGCCGCAGCUGCCCGAACCAAAGAAUUUCAAGGUCACCGCGAUCGCCUGGAAGCCGAAAUCAUUCCUGACCUCCAACUUUACCCACGUGACAUGGAAGGUCCCCAGGAGUUGACUCCUGCACAAAGAGAUUUGCUGCAUGGUCGCGUGGCCCGAUGCUAUGACCCCCGUGCAAACAGGGACUAUUCGGACGUGCAGUGGCAACAGGCGUUAGACCAGUACAUGCGCGAGGAAGUGAGCAAGGGCUUGAAAAAGGUUCCACGGGUCGUGGUCACUGGCAUGGACAUGUGGGGGUCACAUUUGCCAGCCAGGUACAUGCCUCACCAUUGGAUUUCGGCCAUCAUCCCGGACGUGGACGCAUCGCCUUCUUCUCACUGUUUCGAUUUCAAUUACGAUGCUGCAUCGGCGGAUCCCAACGGAUGCCGCUUCUUCGAGAAAUCUUUCCGACUCUUCGGGUGCCUCAACUCCGCGUUGGAACACAGCCAGAGCUGGCUCGCCUGGCAGGAGGUCAUGGACGCAGAGGCUCCGGAGGUGACGGUGACGCUGGCCCUACCAGGUACCACAGCGAAGCUUAGGCUGCGGCAUGCGAAGUGGAACGAAAAGACGGUGGUGCACAAGGAUUUCAUGGUGACGAGAGAGUGUCACCCUUCUGCGAACGAUCCAGGGAGCAUCCCUGACAUUGUAUGCCAGGCUGAGAAUGCGGAGCUUGUAGAAGUCGUGCGGGAGUGCGACGCGGAAUAUUUAGGUGGCGCACUGGAAGCCUUUGGUAGCCUGUCGGUAAAGUGCCGCAAGGUGCUCUCUGGCACAGACCGGAACCUGCAAAGCCUUUUGCAAGACCGACGCUUGGUCGGCGCAGACGAGGGCGACGACCUGCAGGGCCAGGUUGGUGUCGCAAGAAAUGCGGAGGAAGCACACCAAGCUGUCAAGCAAGGGGCCAUGGCCUUGAUACUUUUCGAUGACAGCGAGUUGGGCUUGCCUGAAGACUUGGUGACCUUUUUUGUUGUUGAUCCGGAUCAGCACCAGCACCAAGUUCCAACAGGAGCCACGAUUACCAGGUACUUUGUCGAGACACCCGAAGAUUGGCCCGGCGAUGCGCUGGACUUCUCAGAUGAGGUGCGGCAUUUCAAUUCCGGAGAGAAUGCGCGGUGGCUCAGCACACGGCACCGCAUCUACGAGAUGAUCAAGGCGGUCUCCCAAGAGAGCCUGGACGUCGAAGCGCCCGAGGUCCUGCGACGGGUACGUGCGGCCCUUCGCAGGACGGUGACGCAGACGGCUUACUCCCAGUUCCAGCAGAUCGAUCGGUCAACAGAGCAGAACAUCCUGCAGUGCUACGAUCUCCCUGUGGCGACCGCGUUGCGGAUCUCCAGCAGUGCCCGGCACUUGCACGAGGCUUCCCAGUGCCUUCCCCUGAUGUGGGACAAAGCUCAAAUGGCUCCGCCCUUGCCACAAGUUUUUGAUGGCAACAUACACUUCCAGUAUUGGCCAGAUAUUGAGGCCUUGGAUACGUUCCAGGUGCACCCCGUCUGUGCUCGCCUGAGCCUCGCGUUCAUGGCGUCCGAGAUGAGCAAGGCGCCUUACCCCAACAUCACCGAGGGAAAGUGGUGGUGGACUGCACUGAGUGCACCCGGAGCCCUUUGGGACUCGGCCUUCAAAGCAAACCCCUGGUGGCUGAAGAACCACUUGCUGGACUACUGCCUUCACCCAGACACCGCUGUGUGCACCUCCUUCACGGUCUGUUGGGCGAUGCUCCUACGCCACGUGACCAAGUUGAUCCACCCCUUCUGUGACGAGAAGGCCCGGGCCUUCCCCGAGAUGCCUGUGUCAGAGGAGUUCCUUGAAAAGCUGGAGGGCUAA